CACCGUUUCGAUGUCAUAUUCAUAAGAAAACUGCGAGACGAGGUUUUUCCUUCCAGUUUACAAGUUUUCAGUUUUUCGCGAAAUUACCCAUCAAAAGUGUUCCCGUGGCGUUCAAUAGUAUCGGGAACUCAUCCUCGAGCACCGCCAGCAACGGAAAACGGUGGAGUACGGCGCUUUCGGACGGAAUCCGAGCGAAGAAAUCCAAUUCUUUUUCGGGUCAUCUACGAAUCUAGCGAUGUUUGCCGUCUGAAACGGGAUCGCAAUUUCUGAGCUGGAUCUGCUAUGUUUGGAAGAUUUUCGAGUUUCAAGCGAAGCCACGGACGGAGUUGAACAUUUUAAGCCAUGAACGGAACAUACGAUGGGAAGUCAACCAGCUCGUCGUCGUCGUCAUCUUCCGGCGGAGGAGGAGGAGGAGGAGGAGGAGGCGGCGGCGGAACGUCCAGUUCUCACAGUCAGCACAAGGCCCCCAGAAAUUACAAACUGAUCGUGGAUCCAUUGAUCCACAAGGGUGGCGUACCGAAGAUAUACCGCUAUGAUGGUAUAGUUCCCGGGGAUCCGACGUACCCGCCGGUCAUUCCACGAGAUCCGCGGAAUCCGCUGGCCCGACUGCGAUCGCGCAUCGAACCAUUCGUCAUGAUUGUACCGAGGUUCAAAAUUGACGAACACUACAUCGGGGAACCUCCGGCAAUAGAGAUCACCAUCACCAACCUGAACGACAACAUUGACAAGCCGUUCCUGUCGGAUCUACUGGCCAAAUGUGGUACCUAUACAGAGCUCUACAUCUACUACCACCCAAUAACGAACAAACAUCUCGGUAUUGCGAGAAUCGUCUUUGAGAACGUCCGUUCUGCACGUAUUUGUGUAGAGCGAUUGAACGGAACUUCGGUCAUGGGUAAGGUUCUGAACGUUUUCAAGGAUCCCUUUGGAGAAGAGUGUAAACGUCUAAUAGAGGACAAAUCAUCUGAGAAGAAAAAGCCCGCUCCUCCUCCUCCACUUCCACCAGUGCCGGUACACAAGGCAGCCCCUAUGAUACCUGCAAAACCACAUCCGCCUCCGAUGCCGCCAGCUUCAUCAUCUUCAUCCCAUUACGGUGGCCGCAACAGUUCAGGCACGGAAUUGUUGAAUGACGACGACAAUUGGGAUUGCGAUGGUUCUGCAGUAACAGUCGCACCCAAAAAGGCGCCACCAAUUGCACCGCCUAUACCUUCUUCCAAGCCUUCAAAUGCGUUAACAAACGACAGUGAUAUGUGGGAUGUGGAUGAAUAUUCCGGAAGUGCUGGUAACAGUCGGGACUCGUUUUCCUACGGGAAAGACAAAUAUUCCUCGGCGAGUAAAAGUGGAUCUCAAUACGAAAGCACUCGAGAGGAAGACAGUAGAAGUAGAGAUAAAUCCAGAGAUAAGUACUACGAUCGUAAGGAUAGAGAUAAGCCAUACUUUAAGGACGACAGACGAGACCGCGAACGUGAUCGUGAUCGCGAUCGUGAUUAUGAUCGUGGCAGAGAUCGAGAUCGGGAAAGGGAACGAGACAGGGAUCGUGAACGUGAUCGCGAUCGUGACCGGGACCGAGAUCGAGACCGCGAUCGUGAAUGGGAUAGAGACAGAACUCGUGACAGAGAUCGAGAGUGGGACAGCAGAGAACGUGAUCGUUACGGAAGAGAUCGAGACCGCCGAAGAAGCAAAAGUGGAGCCUAUGGCUGGUAUGGUGAAUCAGGAAGCUACUCCAGUGAUAUGAGCUAUGGCAGCAGUCGAUAUUCUCAGUACGACUACAGCUAUGGCUACGGCGCUUCUGAUUACGGAACCUAUGGCUACCCUCCACCACCUUCCGCAAUAGCUGGAGCCAGCAGCUAUGCAGCGUCCUCAAGCUCGUGGGCUCCUCCUCCACCUCCUGAAGAAAAACCAAAGGCUCCACCGCCUCCUCCAACUGCAAAACCUAAUUUUAGUGGAAAAUCCAACCUGGGUGGGCAAUCGGUCUUGGACGAUUCAGAUAUGUGGGACCUUGAAGAAUCAUCGGAGACUGCUCCAAAACCACCUUCGACGCCUCCUGGUCCUCCGGAACCUAAAACUGAACCCGCUGCGGAGGACGACAACAGUGGAUCUGCACUUGAUUUGGACACGAGAAUAGCGUUAAUGUUCAAGGAUAAAACCUUUGGAGGCGCUCCUUUUCUUCAGCUCAGCGACGCCGAAGAGGAAGAGAAGAAGGAAGAAGGCGAAACGGGUGACGAAAGUCAGGACGUUCCAAUUAAACAAGAAGUUAAAGAAGAGGAGCUUCCAUGCCCAGCAACCGAGGAAGUUCAAGUCAAAAAGGAAAUCAAGUUGGAGCCUCCGAAAGAGGAAAUGGCCAGUGAUAUCUCAUCCAGUGAGGACGAUAUUCUUGCAAAGGAAAGUCCACCUCCAGCACCGGCCAAACCGUACAUGGAAGAUAUUAUCAAACGUGAUAACGAUCAAAUGUCGCUGUCCAGUCUGUCAUCCACGGACGGCAAAAACGACGAUUCCAAAGCUCCGCCACUUCCAGCAGAUCCAGUCCCAGAUGCUCCGCCUCCCCCAGAACCCACAGAUUCAUUUGCUUACGUAUAUCCUCCCGGCAUCGGACCUGGAAUGGGAUAUCCUCCCGCUCCACCUGGUACCGAUCCCUCCUACUAUUACUCCCAAACAUACUCUCAAGCUUCCUACCAGCAAUACCAAUCAGGCUACUACCAAAACAGCUACAUGCAUCCUUACAUGGCGGGCUUCACCGGAGCAGCAUAUCCAUACCAAGUACCGUCAACGCAAUCGUAUGGAUUCUCUCCAAACAAGAAAGACACCUAUAAUGACGAUCGCUAUCGCUCAUAUUCCGGUUCGGAACGAGAACGGCAACGGGAGCGUAAGAAACGUGAUCGUUACGAAGAUGCGAUUGCAGCCGUCAUUGAACGUGUCACUGCAGAGCUGAAACAAAUCCUGAAGAAGGAUUUCAACAAGAAGAUGAUUGAGAAUACCGCGUACAAAAAAUAUGAAGCGUGGUGGGAUGAGGAGGAACUCAAAAGCAAAGGCAAAAACAAGGACAUACUGAACGACAUAACGCCGCUAGCCGUGGCCAAGGUUGAUAAAGCGCCGGACAUCAAUCAACUCCUGAAUCAAAACUACGAUAAUCUGGACAGCAAUAGUAGCUACAUCGGAUUAGGUCUGAGAGCCACCAUCCCGAAGAUGCCCAGUUUCAGGAGGAUACGAAAGCAACCUAGUCCAGUUCCCCAGGAUGAAGAUUCACGGCGCAGCGAUCAGGAGGAUAUGGUGCAUGGUUCCGACUCGGAAAAAGAAACAGAUUUCCAACCGAACUCGUCACAAACGAAAGCCAAAACUCCACCUCCUUCGGGAUCUUCUGCAACUGCUGUUCCCGUUUCCAGGACGUCUUCCGCCUCCGCAGUAUCCCGCACGGAGAAACGAAAACCCAGUGUAUCGUCGUUCUUCACAUCAUCCAGCGAAGAAGAAAGCAGUGCUAGUGAAUCCGAGGACAGCAGCGAAUCCGCCUCGCUCACCGAUGUGGAAAUGUCCUACACAAGUCGGAAACAGACACCAACGUCGUUACGUGAUAAACGUGACAAGCGAAUAUACUCCGAUUCCGACACUGACGACGAUCUGGACCACCCGAGUAGUAAAUUCUCGCUUCCAUCCAGCAGUGCCGGAUCACGCAAUAAAGCCAAAAUAUACUCGGAUUCCGAUUCAGACGAACCAAGCAAACCGCCCCGCAAAGAAAUUCUUCCUCCCGUGUCUACCGAAAAGGCCCGAAGUAGAAGUCCAGAAGGAUUCAUUCCUGUUGGGUCGAAAGAUCGUGGAACUACACCUCCUCCUCCUCCUACCACUCAACUGGAACCUGCUGUGUCGAUGCUGCCAUUGGAUCAACUACACGAAGAUCUGUCACCUGACGUAGAUGAAAGUCCUCCUACGCAGCAACCACCGAGAACACCUGGCCGAGAAUCUCCCAAAAAGUCUCUCUACGAACUCGAUCGAAUUUACAGCGAUUCUGAGGAGGAACGUGAGUAUCAGGAGAAACAAAGACGGAAGGCAGAAUAUCUGGAGCAAAUUGAGCGUGAGUUCCAAGAAGAGCAGGCCCGAUUGGCGUUGGAGCAAGAAGAAGCAGCCAAGGCCGCAGCCGAAGCCCCACCUCCUGCUCCAACAACCAAAUCUCCCGCCAAAGGAGCCCGCAACAAUAAGAAAAACGCAUCAGUUACAUUAUUGGACAAGGCUCCAAGUCCUGGUGAUCCCAUUACUCCACUUACUACGCAACCGCCUCCGACGCCUGGUGCCGGAAUACUGGACAUGUGUAAAGACCCGCUUUCAAGUGCUGUUUCUGCACCACCACCAACGGCAACUGGCAAGAAAGCAGCGAAAAAGCCAGCCAAAUCAAAGGCCAAGGGCGGAAAGAAGGCGAAAGAUACCAACGGAGUACCACCACAUGUUGUUCCCGCACCAGAGAUUCCUCCAGCUCCUGUGGAACUGCCUCCAAUUCUGCCGCCUGCUACCGCCCCUACCACCAUGAUUUUGCCACCCCGUGUUACGGCUCUUGGUGGCACAGCUCCCCUCAGUUCAUCGGAGGACUUCUUCUCGGCUGACGAAGACGCUGCACGAAGGGCAGCGAAGGCCUCCCCCGCCUCGUCCGAUGGCGGUUCCAGUCAAGCUAGUCAAGUGGCUCUCGAUCACUGUUAUUCGCUUCCCCCGUCAGCAUCUCCGUCAUCAUCCUCACCUCAUCCACAGUCAGAUUCAUACGCGCCGGUCGCAAAAUCUGCCAACAAAUACGCCCCUUCAUCUGAUGUGCUAGCCCACGAUCAUGGCUAUACCAACAACGACGACAUCAUAGGCAGUGCAAUCCCCGGAACACCUGGUGCAUCCAUUCCGAUGCAAGAGCAAGAUGUGAUUCCGUCCAUCACAAUGACACCCAAUGCUAGUGCAGUGGCUCCCCUUCCUACUCCUUCACCCUCAGCCACAAGACCAGUUGGACGACCCAAGAAAGAUCCCAGCACUCCCAAAUCCAAACACAAGAAGAAGCAGGACAAAGCAGCUGCUGCCCAGUUGGCUACUGCACUUCCCACUGCUGCCACAGCUACGCAAGCAUUAGUACCCUUCGGACAGCAGCAAUCUUUCAUACCGGUUGCCAAGUAUUACCAGCGGGAUAUCCAUUCCGAGAUGGCCAUCCUGUAUGAUUUCCUGACGCGUGGAAUCGACGCUGAGGAUAUUCAGUACAUCAAACAGAGCUACGAGCUGUUACUCAGUGAUGACGCCAACAGUUACCUUCUGAACGCAACACAUUGGGUCGAUCACUGCACUACGGAACGGAGUUUUGUCCCACCGCCAGCCAAAAAGCGGAAAAAGGACAAAGAAUCUGUGUCGGACAUUAAGCAGCACUCGACGGGAUCGGCACGAACAGAAGGCUUCUAUAAGAUCGAUCCUCGUGAAAAGGCGAAAUACAAAUAUCAUCACCUUAAGGGAACGGCUGCUGCUAAUCACCUGAACAACAUUGAAAUCGCUAAAGCUGCCACCAAAAUGCAAGGCCUUUCCCGAGAAGCGCGCUCUAACCAGCGACGCCUUUUGACGGCAUUUGGCGCCAGUACGGAAUCUGAACUGCUCAAGUUCAAUCAGUUGAAGUUCCGAAAGAAACAACUCAAAUUUGCCAAGUCCGCUAUCCACGAUUGGGGCCUGUUUGCCAUGGAACCGAUCGCAGCCGACGAGAUGGUCAUUGAGUACGUGGGACAGAUGGUGCGGCCUUCGGUGGCCGAUCUACGGGAAACCAAGUACGAAGCAAUCGGCAUUGGUAGUUCGUAUUUGUUCCGCAUUGAUAUGGAAACCAUCAUUGAUGCUACCAAGUGCGGUAAUCUGGCGCGGUUUAUCAAUCACAGUUGUAAUCCCAACUGCUACGCCAAGGUGAUAACAAUCGAGUCGGAAAAGAAGAUCGUCAUCUAUUCGAAGCAAGCGAUCGGGAUCAAUGAGGAGAUCACCUACGACUACAAGUUCCCACUGGAAGACGAGAAAAUCCCAUGUCUUUGUGGCGCACAAGGCUGUCGCGGAACUCUCAACUAAAAAAGGAGCCACGCCGCGUUCGUCUGGAUGGUAUGUAUUUUAUUUUCUUCGUGGAACGAGAAUGCUCAUUGAUAGAAAUUUAGUGCUGAACGACAUGGAAGGCGACCACAUUGUAGAAUUGUUAAUUUAAGGACCUGUAAAACAGAAAUUAGGAACAAUUUAUGCUUAGUUAAACGAA
Messenger RNA from Aedes aegypti (yellow fever mosquito), 6223 nucleotides. It is a transcript of the gene Set1, whose product is annotated as histone-lysine N-methyltransferase SETD1. The record is from RefSeq and is a predicted model, not a curated record. Gene Ontology annotation, molecular function: RNA binding; histone H3K4 methyltransferase activity; protein binding. Lineage: Eukaryota; Metazoa; Arthropoda; Insecta; Diptera; Culicidae. Gene Ontology annotation, cellular component: Set1C/COMPASS complex. Bases 343 to 6045 code for a protein of 1900 amino acids. The transcript has 4 exons.